GCGCCACAUCGCAUAUUGUAGCCGAACGGAACAAAGCUGUCUUCGAUGGCAUGUUCUGGAUUCACUGUCAUCUAACCUAAGGCAACAGUGUCCGCAGCCAUCUCAAGUGAGAGUCUUCAUCAAACCAUUGGUGGCAAACAAUGCAGUCUAUAAGUGCAGUGUCAGUGCAAAUACGAUCAAUAUACCGAUCAUCCGUCUCUUCAUGGAAUAUUCGACCGUGGAAGAGCCCACUACAUUGGCACCCACUUCACAUGGGCCUAUGCCGACAACUGGCAUAGCAAGACUGGCAACAUCCAAAUAUAUACCAGCUAAACCAAGAACUACAUCCAUUUCACCGACCAUCACCGCAACAGAGCACACCACACAGCCUACAUCCGAGGUCCCAACAACAAUUGGAAAUUGGCCUGUGAAAGCAUCCUGCGAAAAGCCCGGUUCGGUACAAUCGCAGUCAACUGUAACAACCACAUCAUCCACUACGGCUUCAGCUGAACCACAUAUAUCAAGUAUGAACAGCGCUGGAACACACGAAAACGCAAUCCCCACUACACGCGAAGCAACAGCUGCAGCUCCUCUACCGACAAUUCAAUCGACCAGCGCAUCUCUGAUUGCUGAAUCGACAAACUACACCUGGAUAGGUAUACUGACUGGAAGCAUUCUAACUGUGGUUCUUACUGCUGGACUAUUUGCGAUUUUAUGUAAGAUGUGCCGCCGAACCUCCGCGCAGGUCCGGAUAAUUGACACCCAAGCUCAUACUAACAAGCCGGACACUCAGGCGUUCAGCAAUCCUUACUAUAGCUGCUCCGACUUGCGUGGAAAUGCGUGUGAUCCAACACGAACCGUGUAUUAUGCCAACCCACACCGAGACUACCCACCAAACCAACCAGGGGCUACGGGGACACAAUACACAAACACUAAUCCACAAGAUUGCAACAACCUUUUGCUACAGACAUCGAACACGUCCAAGGCUGAGGCAGAAUACUCAUUUGCUGGCGCAGUGGCAGACCACCAUAACAUGCCCCAACAGGAAAACCGGGAACAUCCCCUUUACUCUUGUGCAGAGGAAACCUCGGUUCUAGACACACAGCAACGAACUGACUCCACCUAUGAUAGACUGCGCUAUGCAAGCAAGGAAUGGGGCACUGACGGAGACGCAAGGCAACAAGUGUAUUCUGAUGUGAAGGAAAUUGACCAUUUCCACCAACCACAACAGUCAGAGUCAUCAUACGACAAACUAUGCCAUCCCAUGAGUGCGAAGGAACGGGAAUUCAGCGGGGAGCGACAAUCACAGAUGGAUCAUGGCGAAGGCGCAAGUGCCCCCGAAGACCAGCCAGAGGAAUUGGAUCCUACGUACGACAACGUACCAGAGCACAAAGGUGGCAAGGAAUCCUGCGCUAUUGCAGACAUACAGCAACAGGACUAUGACAAUGUUGAUUUGCGUUAAAGGCGGUUUUACACAGGAGAUACGUGCGGCAACCAAGAUCCAAACGCCAAGCGUGAGCGAAUAUA
Molecule: messenger RNA, 1506 nt
Organism: Sycon ciliatum
Lineage: Eukaryota; Metazoa; Porifera; Calcarea; Leucosolenida; Sycettidae
Product: mucin-2-like
Exons: 3
Coding region: 203-1441 (412 amino acids)
Source: RefSeq, a predicted model, not a curated record